AUGAUGCGCCUCUUCUUGCUCGCCAUGGCCAUGUCGCCGGCCUUGGCACAAGUGUACGCCCCGAGCGCGGGGGUACAAGCUCCUCGCCCGACAGGCCUCGGAAUCGUCACGUCGUAUCCACCGCCCGACCUUCCUCCUGGCGAACCGGACAAGUAUGGAGCUGGUGCCAAGAUCCCACAGUACGGAGCAUGGCACUAUUACGAGCAGAAGCCGAUUCCGGACCAGACUAUCUCGGCCCCAAACUUGCGCCCAACGCUUGAUCCCAACACGCCUCCGGGUGAGCGAGAAUAUACCAUGGAUGUAGAGUACCGUGCGGCUUCGCCAGAUGGGUUCCUGCGCCGCAUGAGUGUCAUCAAUGGCCAGUUCCCCGGUCCUAUCAUCGAGGGCGUGCAAGGCGACACUAUGAUCAUCCAUGUCAACAACCACCUCGACGACCCAACCUCGAUCCACUGGCAUGGCAUCCACCAGAACAGGACUCAGUACAUGGACGGCGUGCCAGGCUUUACGCAGUGUUCGAUCCCGCCAGGAGGGAGCUAUACAUACCGUUUCCACCUUGGUUGGGAGAAGGGAACGUACUGGUACCACGCGCAUUUUGGAAACACGAUGGCGGACGGAUUGAUAGGAGCUCUGAUCGUACACGCCCCCGACGAUCCGCUCAACGACAGCUGUGACGACGACCAAAUGCUCUAUGUCGCCGACCACUGGGGCGAUGAUUCCGAGACGAUUGUUCACGCUGCAAAGAGCCCCAAGGGAUAUCGCGGUUGCGCACCGGUCGAUGUACCCGACAGCGUGAUCAUCAACGGUGUGGGCCAGGUCGACUGCUCCAUGGUCCAGCGUGGCGUGCCAUGCAACACCGACGUUCCGCCAUACGAGGUCCGCGCUGCUCCGGGCAAGCGGGUGCGGUUGAGGGUUCUUCACCACGGCUCGCACUCGCUAAUCUACCUCUCGAUCGACGGGCAUAAGCUGACGGUGAUUGAGGCAGACGACCUGGCUGUCCAGCCGUUCGAGGUGAAUGAGCUGGUCAUCGCUCCAGGUCAACGCUACUCGAUCGUGGUCGAGAUGAACCAAGCCUCCCAUGGAGCCGGGUACUGGAUCCGCGCGCGCGCCGGUACCGGAUGCUACAACGACAAGUGGCGGGUUGAAGGUGCCGGGAUCCUGCGGUACUUUGACGAGAUGGGGUCCGAGGAGGGUCUCGCUCGUCCCGAAACUAGUAUGUGGCCAGGUCUACCGGACAUGGGAGAGCCAGGUUGCCGCGACAUGGACGACAUCGGAUACCCUCUCAUUCCGCUUAUUCCCAUCGACCCGCCCCAAACUGCCGACGAGAGCUUUGCCUUCACCUCGAGUUUCGGCGAGUUCCACGACCCCGAAACCGGCGGAAAAUUCGCCGGUUGGGGAUUCAACAACGUCUCAUACACAAACUACAUCAACGACCCUCUUCUCAAGAUGGUCGAGGAUGGGCGCGACAUCGACCCGUCCCGUAUCGCCACGGCAACUUUUACGGGAUACGUCGCUGACAUUGUCGUCAACCAGCUCGACGGGGCGCCCCAUCCAUUCCACCUACAUGGGCGGCCGACAUUUAUCGUCGCCCGCGGACGGGGUACCAUCAACUCGACCGAGGGGGUGGAAAUGAACCUCGUCAAUCCCACGCGGAGGGACACGUUCGUAAUCGGCCCAAAGAGCUGGGUCAUCAUCCGUCUCCCACUGGACAAUCCGGGGGUGUGGGGCUUCCACUGCCACAUCGGCUGGCAUCUCAGCGUCGGUAAGAUGGCGGCUAUAGUCGUCAAGCCCGACCUUGUACGUACCAUCGACCAGCCCGAGGACUGGGCCGCCCUCUGCCAAGGCGACCCGGGUUUCAUUGGGCCUGGACGCCGCAGCUACAUCCCCCCACAGGGGCGUUAG
This is a messenger RNA of Cutaneotrichosporon cavernicola, 1899 nucleotides long. RefSeq lists its product as uncharacterized. Lineage: Eukaryota; Fungi; Basidiomycota; Tremellomycetes; Trichosporonales; Trichosporonaceae. The transcript has a single exon. Gene Ontology annotation, molecular function: oxidoreductase activity; copper ion binding. The record is from RefSeq and is a predicted model, not a curated record. Bases 1 to 1899 code for a protein of 632 amino acids.